CCGAUUUACCAUCACCGCCGCCGCCACUCACGCCGCCGCCAUGUCGCCGCUCGCCUCCUUGCUGUUCACGCUCGCCGCACUGCUCGCCGCCGCCAACGCUCAGAGCAACUGCAAUACUGUACUAAUUGGGCAGACAACUCCGGUGACUAUAGUCUCCAAUCCAGUCACCUUUCCUGCUGGAGGUGGAAGCGUUAAUAUUGAUGAUUGGUGUCAACAACAGCGUAAGGGAGUGGCAGUCGGUAAUUCGGUGACUGCGUGCAAUGCGAACCAGCGCGGCGCAGCGCCCAACAUCACCCCGGCGUAUUCCAACAGGCUCUCGCCGGUGGCCGUCACGUGCCCCGACGCCUGCCCGCUAGGUGGCGCUGUGACAGUUGUGCAAUACUGCUUAUAACAGCCAUAACCAAAUUGUACAAUUUGUUUUAAUAUUUUUAUGAUAUGACCACGAUUCGCAAUUCAUGUCGCAUGCAUUAGACGCCCGACUCGAUCACAAAAAGUCUUUUAGAAAUCGAUUUUCGCUCAUGUCGUUUUGGAAAUAUACCCUAUUUCGUAUCAGUGCAUUCAGUAUGAUGCCAUGAACACAGAUAUAUGAGAUGACAAGCGCGAAGGUGGUGGAAAGGGGGUAGUUGCUGUGACGUCAUAAAUUCGGCAGUGGCAGUACAAACAUUUUUAAAUUUUUUGUCGUGUCAUGUCGUGACACGUCUGACAAGCAGCGAUCAUGUCAUAGAGAUAUCAAAACCUUAACCAAUUUUAAAAUCAGAAGGGCAUAUAUUUAAAUGAUCCGCUCAUUACAAUGUGAAAAUAUUAA
Cydia fagiglandana is the source of this 805-nucleotide messenger RNA. RefSeq lists its product as uncharacterized. NCBI's taxonomy places the organism in Eukaryota, Metazoa, Arthropoda, Insecta, Lepidoptera, Tortricidae. The coding region runs from base 41 to 391 and encodes 116 amino acids. The transcript is spliced from 3 exons. The record is from RefSeq and is a predicted model, not a curated record.